This is a messenger RNA of Cucurbita pepo subsp. pepo (vegetable marrow), 2448 nucleotides long. Its product is annotated as Glycosyl hydrolase family protein. Lineage: Eukaryota; Viridiplantae; Streptophyta; Magnoliopsida; Cucurbitales; Cucurbitaceae. Gene Ontology annotation, molecular function: beta-glucosidase activity. Gene Ontology annotation, biological process: glucan catabolic process. The record is from RefSeq and is a predicted model, not a curated record.
GAAGCUCAUUAAUGGCGGAAGAAGCUUGAGGAAUCUGUUCUCUCUGUUUCGCUCCCACUUUUUCCAAGAACGUCCAUUAUCCCACGACUAACCUUUCUCUUUCCCACCAACUUACUCUACUUUUACGGAUUCACCAUUCCCCAGCUUUCUCUCACCAUUACAACCGGCUUUUUCCAUUGCUUUAACUUAACUUCCUCUUCCGUAUUCGGAUUUCUGCCAUUGCCACUCUCAUUUACGCUUUCAGUGUGGGUUUAACUCUUCGGGAAAGAAGAUGGCCAAAAUUUUUGUUCAGGUGGUUGUGAUUCUGUGCUUGGGUUGGUGGUGGUGGGCUAUAAUGGUGGGCGCUGAGAAUUUGAAGUACAAAGACCCUAAGCAGCCAGUUUCGGUUCGAGUUAAGGAUCUUCUUGGCCGAAUGACUCUGGAAGAGAAAAUUGGUCAGAUGGUUCAGAUUGACAGGAGCGUUGCCAAUGCUACAGUUAUGAAAAAUUAUUUUAUUGGAAGUGUGCUAAGUGGUGGUGGAAGUGUGCCGCUGCCAGAUGCUCGUGCUCAAGAUUGGGUUGACAUGAUCAAUGAUUUCCAGAAGGGUUCUCUUUCUAGUCGAUUGGGCAUCCCAAUGAUUUAUGGCAUUGAUGCUGUUCACGGCCAUAACAACGUUUACAAUGCUACAGUAUUUCCUCAUAAUGUUGGACUGGGAGCUACCAGGAACCCUGACCUACUUCGAAGGAUUGGUGCAGCAACAGCACUAGAAGUUAGAGCCACAGGGAUUUCUUAUACCUUUGCUCCUUGCCUUGCGGUUUGUAGGGACCCGAGGUGGGGGCGGUGUUAUGAAAGCUACAGUGAGGAUCCAAAACUUGUGCAAAAUAUGACUGAGAUUAUUAUUGGUUUGCAAGGAGAGCCUCCUGCUAAUUAUCGGAAGGGGAUUCCUUAUGUUGGUGGAACGAAGAAAGUUAUCGCCUGUGCAAAGCACUUUGUUGGAGAUGGUGGGACAACUCAUGGCAUCAAUGAGAAUAACACCGUUAUUGACAGGCAUGGACUGCUCGGCGUUCACAUGCCUGCCUAUUUAGAUUCGAUCAUCAAGGGCGUUUCAUCGGUAAUGGUUUCGUAUUCUAGUUGGAAUGGAGUAAAGAUGCAUGCCAACCGUGAGCUGAUUACUCGCUUCCUCAAGGGUACCCUUAAAUUUAAGGGUUUUGUCAUCUCAGAUUGGGAGGGUCUCGACAGAAUAACUUCUACGCCGCAUUCUAAUUACACGUACUCUGUCCAAGCUGCAAUUUCAGCUGGCAUUGACAUGGUCAUGGUUCCUUACAAAUAUGUGGAGUUCAUUGAUGAUCUUACGUUGUUAGUGAAGAACAAUGUCGUAUCGAUGGAUCGAAUUGACGAUGCUGUUGCCAGAAUUUUAUCAGUCAAGUUCACAAUGGGACUUUUUGAAAGCCCCUUGGGUGAUUACAGCCUCGUCAAUGAGCUUGGGAGUCAGGCACAUAGAGACUUGGCAAGAGAUGCUGUGAGGCAGUCACUCGUACUGCUGAAGAAUGGUAAAAAUGAUAGCGAUCCGUUGCUACCCCUUUCAAAGAAGGCCCCAAAGAUCCUUGUUUCUGGUACUCAUGCUGAUAAUUUAGGAUAUCAAUGUGGUGGGUGGACAAUUGCAUGGCAAGGAUUCAGCGGCAACAAUGCUACAAGGGGAACUACCAUCCUAGCUGCCAUUAAAUCAACAGUUGAUCCGAGCACAGAGGUUGUAUUCCGUGAGGAUCCCGACAGUGACUUUGUUAAGUCGAAUGGCUUCUCAUAUGCCAUUGUCGUUAUUGGCGAAGCCCCGUAUGCCGAGACAGAAGGGGAUAGUACGACGCUUACCAUGUUAGAUCCAGGUCCAAGCAUCAUAAAAAAUGUUUGUGAGUCUGUAAAGUGUGUGGUGGUUGUCAUUUCUGGGAGGCCAAUUGUGAUGGAACCAUACGUUUCAUCCAUGGAUGCUCUUGUAGCAGCUUGGUUACCUGGGACUGAAGGCCUGGGAGUCACUGAUGCCCUCUAUGGAGACCAUGGGUUUAGUGGGAAGCUUCCAAGAACAUGGUUUAAAUCUGUAGAUCAACUGCCAAUGAACUUUGGAGAUCGACACUACGAUCCACUUUUUCCUUUGGGUUUCGGUCUCACGACUGGAUCGGUCAAGGACAUCGUUGCGAGGUCGACAUCGGCAGGAGCUCAAGCAACACCAUCCUUUAUUGCAAUGAUCGUUGCUACAAUCGCCAUUUGUGUACUACAGGUACACUUCUAGUUCUAUCUAGUAGGCAUUAGUUUGUUGCAAACUUUGGUAGCUAUUUUUAGGAAAUUUUGAGCUCUAUGAGGGUUACAAUAUCAUCAGCCUCAGAUGCUUUGCCAUUUAUUUUAGCGACUGGUUAUAUUAUGGAUUUGUAGUAGCAAAGACUUUUCAGUUCCAUUUAUAUAUUAACCUUUAUUUUCUUC